AUGGAAGAAGAGCUCUGCUGUCCCGCCUGUAAGCAGUUCUACAACAACCCGGUGCUGCUCCCGUGCUACCACGCUCUGUGUCUGCACUGCGCCGUCCAACUCCAGCAGCCCGCCCACCAAAAUGCCCCCGCCGCCGCCGUGAGCGCCGAGAACGCUGAGAGCGUCGCUUCCGGGAGUUCCGGCGACUACCAGGAGAGCGAUAAACUCUCGAUCCUGAGCGAGACCGACAGCGGCGUGGUCUGCACCUCCAGGCCCAACAGCUACGUGGGCACCCCCAACGGGGUGCUGUUCCCCAGCGCCCUGAGCCUGGCCUGUCCCGUGUGCCACAAACUGGUGUACUUCGACGAGAACGGCGCCCACAACCUCCCCAAGUACAGAGUGAUGCAGAGCAUCGUCGACAAAUACGGGGAACUCAGAAAUCUCAUCCUCAAAUGUCAGAUGUGUGAGGUUGAGCCCGCGAAGGAUGCCACGGUGAUGUGCGAGCAAUGCGAGGUCCUCUAUUGCGACACCUGUAGGGAGUCCUGUCAUCCCAGUCGGGGGCCCUUGGCCAAGCACGUCUUGGUCGAGCCCAAGAGAUGUUCCGGGAGUGCUCCUAAAGGGAAGGAAGGCAAAUGCCCGGAACACGUGGAAGAGACGCUUAGUAUGUACUGUCUAGUGUGUAAGAUGGGUGUUUGUGCGGUUUGUUUGAUGGACUCCAGGCACACCUCUCAUGAUGUCCAGGCGCUGGCGGUCAUGUGCAAAGCCCAAAAGGUAGUCUAA
Anoplophora glabripennis (Asian longhorned beetle) is the source of this 759-nucleotide messenger RNA. RefSeq names its product E3 ubiquitin-protein ligase TRIM9-like. Gene Ontology annotation, biological process: positive regulation of DNA-templated transcription. Gene Ontology annotation, molecular function: ubiquitin-protein transferase activity; zinc ion binding. The record is from RefSeq and is a predicted model, not a curated record. The transcript has a single exon. Bases 1 to 759 code for a protein of 252 amino acids. Gene Ontology annotation, cellular component: chromatin; nucleoplasm. Lineage: Eukaryota; Metazoa; Arthropoda; Insecta; Coleoptera; Cerambycidae.